AUGGGCUCCAGCGUUUCUCGAUACUUUGACCUCGCGCUCACGGUGAGCGGAAGCCCCGUAAACGCCGUCUACUACCCGUCGUGGAAGCUGUACGACGGCAAGCCCCCGUCCAUUGUCCAGGCGGAAGUCGUCACGCACGUAUACUAUGCCUUUGUCGGGGUCCACGAGAACGGGACACUUCGGUCCCUCGACGAGUACGCGGACUUUGAGGCGCCCAUCGGCGACUACGAGGGCUGCAUCGACGCGCUCGGCGGGCUGAAGAAGAGGAACCCGUCCAUCAAGACGUUGGUGUCGCUAGGGGGGGCCAAGGCCAGCGACGAGUUUCCCGCGCUCGCGGCGAGCGAGGAGUCGCGCCAGGAGCUCGCCUCGUCGGUGCGCGAGUUUUGUGAUCGGCACGGGUUUGAUGGAGUGGACGGUGAGUAUCAUUGCCUAUUAAGAUACACUCACAUACACACACACACAGCCGUGGACUGGGAGCACCCAGAGACGCCCGAGCAGGGCCGCGACUUCAUCAAGCUCCUGGGGGCGCUGCGCUCCGCCCUCCCGCCCGAGGCCGACUACCUCGUCACGGCGGCGCUGCCCACGACGGCCAACGUGCUCGACAACGUGGACCUCUGGGAGGCGGCGCGGGCGCUCGACCUGCUCAACCUCAUGGCGUACGACUUUACGGGCGACUGGACGAGGCUGAGCGGGCACCAGGCGCAGCUGUGGCCGCCGACGGGGGUGGAGCACCGGGCCGGCGGCGUCGCGGCGGCGGCGGCAGCGGCGGCGACGAAGAAGACAAAGAAGCGCGGCGAAGACGGCGACGACGACGCGGACCUGCGGCUGUCGGGCGCGGGCGGCGUCGAGUACGCGUCGCGCGAGGGUGUCCCCGCGAGCAAGAUUGUGCUCGGCGUGCCGGCGUACGCGCGCUACUUUCCCGGCGCGGAGGGCUACGGGGAGACGUUUGACGCGUCGCGCAGUGACGAGGUGGACUACUGCGACGUGCUCAACGGGAGCAGCAGUACCAGCGUCGUCAUUACAUCGUCGCCGUCGUCGUCGUCAGCGGCAUCGGGGGCGAGAACGAGAACGCGGGAGGAGGGGACGGAGACCAAGGGGCCGGGAUCCACGGUCGUCGAGAUCGCGGUGGACGCCGAGGCGGUGGCGGCGUCGUUUGUCGACAGGCGUCCCGGCGGGAGGGGCUUCGUGUCGCUCGACGUGCCGGAGACGGUGGCCAUGAAGGCCGGGUACGCAAAGUGCAUGGGGCUCGGGGGGCUGUUCUACUGGCACGGGGCGGGGGACAGGACGGGCGACGAGAGCCUGACAGACGAGUUUCCGGCUGGGUGA
Molecule: messenger RNA, 1326 nt
Organism: Purpureocillium takamizusanense
Lineage: Eukaryota; Fungi; Ascomycota; Sordariomycetes; Hypocreales; Ophiocordycipitaceae
Product: Chitinase
Exons: 5
Coding region: 1-1326 (441 amino acids)
Biological process (GO): chitin catabolic process; carbohydrate metabolic process
Cellular component (GO): extracellular region
Molecular function (GO): chitinase activity; chitin binding
Source: RefSeq, a predicted model, not a curated record